This is a messenger RNA of Spirodela intermedia, 1569 nucleotides long. The record is from the annotation of a GenBank genome assembly. NCBI's taxonomy places the organism in Eukaryota, Viridiplantae, Streptophyta, Magnoliopsida, Alismatales, Araceae.
AUGAACGGCGUCCUUCUCCGGCGCCGGCUCUGCACCUUGCCGGAGAACGGAAAGGAGGUAACCGCGUCCGUCCUCAGGCCCAUCAGUCGAUUCCCGGGAAGUAUGCCGGUUCCCCACCGAUCGAUCGCGGAGCCGGUGGGGCAGGACCUUGACUUCGUGACCGUCGCUCACAGCCACCUGGUCAGCGGGGAGUGGCCCCGGCUCGACGCCCUCGCCGGUGGCCUCACACCCUUGCGGGUGAAGCACGUACUCCUGAGAGUCCAGAGGGACCCCGUCCUCUCCCUCGAGUUCUUCGACUGGACUCUGCUCCAGAACCCCGGGCUCCACACCCUAGAGAACCAAGCCCUGAUCCUCCACAUUCUGACCAGAUCCGGGAGGUUCAGGCCUGCCGAGUCCAUCCUGAGGAAGAGUGUCAUCCCGAAGGCAGCGGGGACCGGCCUGGACCUCUUUGACGCCCUCCUCUACUCGUACCGGCUCUGCGACUCGUCGCCGCGCGUGUUCGACUCCCUCUUCAAGACCUACGCUCACAUGAAGAAGUUCAGGGACGCCACCGAGACCUUCCAGAGGAUGAGGGACUUCGGGUUCUUACCGACCGUCAAGUCGUGCAACGCUCUCCUGAGCUCGCUGCUGGAUUUCGAUCGGACGGACAUUAUUUUGACGUUCUACAGGGAAAUGAGCAGAUGCGGGAUUUCGCCGAAUGCGUACACGCUGAACAUGGUUAUGUGCGCUCUUUGUAAUUCAGGGAAACUGGAGAAGGCCAUGGGUGUGUUCGAAGAUAUGGAGAGGAAGGGAUUAAGCCCCAUGAUCACCACGUUCAACACACUGAUCGACGGCCACUGCAAGAAAGGCCUCCUAGAAUCCGCCCUGAAUCUCAUGAACGCGAUGAUAAGCAGGGGUUUGCACCCGAAUGUGGUGACAUACAACACACUCAUCCAUGGGUUCUGCAAGGAAGGCAGAUUAGAAGAGGCGAAUAAGGUUUUCAACAAGAUGAAGACUGCUCAGAUAGGUCCUAAUAUCGUGACCUACAACACUCUCAUAAAUGGCUACAGUGAAGUUAGCAACAGCGAGAUGGGUCUGAGGCUGCGUGAAGAGAUGGUAAGAGAUGGGCUUCAGGCUGAUAUUCUCACUUACAACGCCCUGAUCAUGGGGCUAUGCAAAGAGGGGAAGACGAAGAAAGCAGAGUCCCUGGUGAAAGAGCUCGAAAAAGAGAAUUUAUUUCCCAAUGCUUCGAUUUUUUCUGCUCUCGUAACGGGGCAAUGCAGGAGGCAGAACUCCGAGAGGGCGUUUCAGAUUUAUAAGGCAAUGAAGAGGUGUGGGCAUCAGCUGAAUCCGGAGACCUUUCAUCUCUUGAUAUCCACAUUUUGUAAGAACCAGGAUUUUGAAGGAGCUGCGGAGGCACUGGGGGAGAUGCUCCACGGAUCGAUAACUCCUCAGGAGAGCCUACUGGUUGAACUUGUCGAGGGUCUUCGUAGAUCUGGCAACUCACACUCAACUGUGGGGCUACUAUCAAAAAUCAGCACACAGAUGCGCAUUCCAGAAAAGUUUCUGAAGGAUUUGACAUGCGCUUAA